Scylla paramamosain (green mud crab) is the source of this 2833-nucleotide messenger RNA. Its product is annotated as probable serine carboxypeptidase CPVL. Gene Ontology annotation, biological process: proteolysis. Gene Ontology annotation, molecular function: serine-type carboxypeptidase activity. NCBI's taxonomy places the organism in Eukaryota, Metazoa, Arthropoda, Malacostraca, Decapoda, Portunidae. The transcript has 5 exons. The coding region runs from base 187 to 1209 and encodes 340 amino acids. The record is from RefSeq and is a predicted model, not a curated record.
AUUUGGUUCUACAGCAAGAUUGAUUUUCCCUUUUUUCUACGUAUUUAUUAUUAUUAUUAUUAUUAUUAUUAUUAUUAUUAUUAUUAUUAUUAUUAUUAUUAUUAGGUAUUUUUGUUAUUAUUAUUGUUGUUGUCAUUAAUCUAUCUAUACGUCUAUCCAUCUAUCCCCCAGCGUGAUUGCCGGAGUAUGGAGCGGGGUCCGGCAGGCGUGGCGUGGGUGGCGGUGAUGGUGCCGGCGGUGGCGGUGGUGCUGUCCUGCCUGGUGGACGAUCCGCUGGGCUUACUCUCCAUGACCUCAGGCCCGCCAUCACCACCAACACCACCACCGCCAGAGCUUGAAGAUGUAGGGGAGCCGCUCUUCCUCACCCCGCUCCUGGAAGCCGGCAAGAUUGAGGAGGCGCGGAGACUGAGUCGCGUGCCGCUGAGAGAGGAGUACGCACUGAGCUACGCAGGUCUCUUUACCGUCGACAAAACCUUCGACUCCAAUCACUUCGUCUGGUUCUUCCCGGCCAGAGAGGGAUGCAAGGACGCCCCUGUCAUGGUGUGGCUGGACGGCGGGCCUGGUUUCUCUUCGAUGUUCGGCCUCUUUGGCAUGCACGGUCCUUUCUCCGUCACUGUGGACAGAGAGCUGGUGCCCCGCGAACACACCUCCACCAAGCACUUCAACAUUGCCUUCAUUGAUAACCCAGUGUUCUCAGGUGUGUGGGUGAAGGGGAGUGACAGGUACAUCGGCCGUGCCUUCCCUCAUACACCGCCCCGCCUGCAGGAGAUGCGUUACUUUGACGAGCACGUGCAAAAGCCUUACGUGCGACGCGCCCUCCACGUGGGAAACAAGACCUACUAUCCCUUUGAUGGCUAUCUCGGCAAGUUCUACGAGGGAGAUGUUAUGCGCAGCGUCGAACCCUGGCUGGAGGAGAUGCUGAACAACAGUAUCAAGGUGAUGCUGUUCAACGGACAACUGGACCUUGCCGUGCCGUAUGCUUCAUCUGAGAUGCUGGCGCGCUCGCUGCACUGGAACCACGCGCAGGAGUACCUUGAAGCGCCCCGGCGAGCGUGGUGGGUGGAGGGGCAGCUGGCUGGGAACGUGCAGGAGGCGCGAGGCUUGGUGCGGCUGUUGGUGCGCUGCUCCGGCCACGAGGUGGGUCACCGGCAGCCACUCGAGGCGCUCGACAUGCUGAAGAGAUUCAUGACGCGGGACACUUUCCUUUAGGGACGCCGCGGCGUGACGGAGCGGCUUGUGUGGCAGGCGCCAUGGACACUCAUUCAUUGCCAGUGACACGUGACCAUGACACCUGUGCCAAGCAUCUCCCUGAACCACCACCACGGGCCGCCACGCCCAGGCUCCGCACCUCCACUCUUUGUAAUUGUUAACGGAGAAGAGUUUUAAGACAGAAAUCAUUGUUGUCUGGACAUGUUGGUCACAUUUCCUCAGCUUGACCCCCCCCCUUAAAGUGUUACGUGAGUCCCUUGGUUGUGGCGGCUGGCACCCUCACCGCCGCCUGGCAGAUGUUGUGGGGUGGGGGUAAGAGGGGCAGCAGCAGCGGAAUGAAUUGUGUGUGGCGGUGUACAAUACAUGUUGUUCUCUAUCACAGACUUGUGUUUCGUAUGUUCACCAUUAUGUGUACACCAAGCAGUGGUCGCGUCAUAACUUGGGCACCAUUAAUCUUUUGGUGGAUUUAAACAUGUUCACAGGUACGACGAGUGUUCUUUUGAAUAUCGUGACGGAACAACUCGUGUUAGUUAUUUAUAGUUUUGACUGGAGCAGCUAUUACGCUUGACGCAGCAGCUGAUAUGUACCAGCGUGUGGUGACUGCAGUGUCUGCCGGGCCCUGCCUGCCUGCCUGCCUGCUCAGCAUGCACCACAGAUGGAGUGAAGGCCCUCCUGAGUACAGAUCACUCUUGCAUCACCUCGCGUGUCAGUUUGCUCGGCGGCGUCUGGCGGUUUGUGGCGAUAAUUUGCAGCAGGGGGAGAGGACGGGGGGCCCGGCCAGGCAAUGCUUCUCUUGUUGUAAUGUAUGAAUGUGACUCAAAAUCCGUGUGCUUUUUAAAAAGGAGGCGUCAUGGCUGAGGAGAAGAGAGGGUGUGUAACCCUACUCGAUCCCACAGCAGUCGGCAGUACAGCACCUGUUUAAUAUAUAAUAUAGGAUGAUGCGAGGCGUCGUUGCCUGAGCUAUAUAAAUAGCAACAGUGCGGCGUCACACCAGUUCUUGCAUUGAAUAUUUCCCUCAUGCCAGUGCACGUGAUGUGAACAGUUACAGUCCUGAAACUGGGCUUGCCAUGUAGGGUGAUAUCACACGGUGACCGCCUGCUGCCCUGCCAAGAUGACAAACCAGUUUCAUGGUAAUGCGUGUGCAGCUGGCUGAGCUUCCUUUGUAGCUGAAGGAAACGAUAACCUCCACUCGUCAAGCCGUGGCGAGGCGGCAGCUGGCCCUGCCUAUAGGGAUUACCGGCCGUGCACCGAGACGAGCACGUGCCACAGGUGGCCGGAGGGGCGUGCGCAGCGGGGCAAGAUGAUGCGGGGCGGGGCGAGGGGAAAAGAGUUGGCAGGGCGCCCCAGAGAAGGUAGCGAGGGCAGCACUCAGUCGCAGACUGCCCUCAGUGGUACCUCGCACAGCUACCAACCCACACCGCCACCUCUACGUCUCGCCCUCGCUCGGCAUCUUGCACAAACUCUCGAUCUCCUCAGAUCCGCCGCGCUCCUCGCCGCGCCCCGCCCUUGCCUGUGAGCAGUGCCUCUCCCUGCCGCCCUCAGGGUGACCGCCAUCGCGGAACGUUUCCGCCGCUGACUCACACCCGCGGGAACACCAACGUUUAGGAGGGCUCGCUAAGAUGUC